GUGGAGGGAGGGGGUGAAAAUGGCGCCCAGCUCGAAAUCGGAGCGGAACAGCGGGGCCGGGAGCGGCGGCGGCGGCCCCGGGGGAGCCGGAGGAAAGCGGGCAGCGGGGCGGCGGCGGGAGCACGUCCUCAAGCAGUUGGAGCGGGUGAAGAUCAGUGGGCAGCUCUCCCCUCGCCUUUUCCGGAAGCUGCCACCCAGGGUCUGUGUGUCCCUCAAGAACAUUGUGGAUGAGGAUUUUCUCUACGCAGGGCACAUUUUCUUGGGCUUUUCCAAGUGUGGCCGCUAUGUCCUCUCGUACACCAGCAGCAGCGGGGACGACGACUUCUCCUUCUACAUCUAUCACCUGUACUGGUGGGAGUUCAACGUCCACAGCAAGCUCAAGCUGGUCCGGCAGGUGCGACUCUUCCAGGAUGAGGAGAUCUACAGCGACUUGUACCUAACUGUGUGCGAGUGGCCCAGUGACGCCUCCAAGGUCAUCGUCUUUGGCUUCAACACGCGCUCUGCCAACGGCAUGCUCAUGAACAUGAUGAUGAUGAGCGACGAGAACCACCGCGACAUCUACAUCAGCACCGUGGCUGUGCCUCCGCGGGGCCGCUGCGCUGCCUGCCAGGAUGCCAGCCGGGCCCACCCAGGUGACCCGAGCGCGCAGUGCCUGCGGCACGGCUUCAUGCUGCACACCAAGUACCAGGUGGUCUACCCCUUCCCCACCUUCCAGCCCGCCUUCCAGCUCAAGAAGGACCAGGUGGUGCUGCUCAACACCAGCUACUCCCUGGUGGCCUGUGCCGUCUCCGUCCACUCUGCAGGCGACAGCAACUUCUGCCAGAUCCUGUAUGAUCACACCGCCUCCCCCCUGGCCCCGCCCACCCACCCUGGGCCCCGGAGCCCAGAGGUGUCCCCCGCCCUCCCCAGCCUCAGUCCGGAGACGGCCCCGACCCGGCCCUCCGGGGCCCCUGAGCCCUCGCCUGCCAUCGCCAAAGCCAAGGAGUUUGUAGCUGACAUCUUCCGCAGGGCCAAAGAGGCCAAGGGGGGGACCUCUGAGGAAACCCGGCCGCCCCCCUGCCCAGGGCCCUCCGCCAGCCGCUGCCGCCCAGCCUCUGAUACCCCAGUCCCAAGUGGGGAGGCAGUGCCUAGGGACAGCCCCCCAGCCGCGGAGGCCCCCGCCCCCGAGCCCGGCUACGUCAACUACACCAAGCUGUACUACGUGCUGGAGUCCGGAGAAGGUGCCGAGCCCGAGGACGAGUUCGAGGAUGACAAGAUCUCCUUGCCCUUCGUGGUGACCGAUCUCCGGGGCCGCAACCUACGGCCCAUGCGGGAGCGGACCGCUGUCCAGGGCCAGUAUCUGACAGUGGAGCAGCUCACGUUGGACUUCGAGUACGUCAUCAACGAGGUCAUUCGCCAUGAUGCCACCUGGGGCCACCAGUUCUGCUCUUUCAGUGACUAUGACAUAGUCAUUCUGGAGGUCUGCCCCGAAACCAGCCAGGUCCUCAUCAACAUCGGCCUGCUGCUCCUGGCCUUCCCCUCCCCCAGUGAGGAGGGCCAGCUCCGACCAAAGACUUAUCACACCAGCCUCAAGGUGGCAUGGGAUCUCAAUACGGGCAUCUUUGAGACCGUCAGUGUGGGUGACCUCACUGAGGUCAAAGGGCAGACCAGCGGCAGCGUCUGGAGCUCCUACCGCAAGAGCUGCGUGGACAUGGUCAUGAAGUGGCUGGUGCCUGAGAGCAGUGGCCGCUAUGUCAACAGGAUGACCAAUGAGGCUCUGCACAAAGGUUGCUCCCUGAAGGUUCUGGCCGACAGCGAGCGGUACACGUGGAUUGUGCUGUGAGGUCCGGCCGCCCUGGACACUGACUCCAACUACCUCCGCGGCCUGGGAGCUGGCCGCCUUCCCGGGCUGGCCUCUUCCCGGCCGGCCGCCGACCGGCACUAGUGUUAGGCUGCGGGAAGGGGGCUGGGCGGGGCAGCCCCUGGUGGCCUGAGAGUCUGGACGCUUUUUUAUUUAUGCCUAUUUAAGUUGGGAAAGGGCAGAGGGAGGGAGCCCCCUGCCCCCCAGCCUCAAGACCCACCUUCACCCCGAGCUGGGCCCGGGCCUGGCUCCUGUGCAUCUGCCCCUUUCCUUGGCUGCAGGUUUGCACGAGACCCUGGGGGAGGUGGGGUGGACCUGCCCACCCAAGGCUCCCCUCCUGAGGCGGGAACCUGCUAGCCGCCCCCACCUCUUCCUCUUCAUGUAGUAAAUGCUUUAUUUCUGAA
Marmota monax (woodchuck) is the source of this 2244-nucleotide messenger RNA. It is a transcript of the gene Dcaf15, whose product is annotated as DDB1 and CUL4 associated factor 15. Gene Ontology annotation, cellular component: Cul4-RING E3 ubiquitin ligase complex. The transcript has 13 exons. NCBI's taxonomy places the organism in Eukaryota, Metazoa, Chordata, Mammalia, Rodentia, Sciuridae. Gene Ontology annotation, biological process: protein ubiquitination. The record is from RefSeq and is a predicted model, not a curated record. The coding region runs from base 20 to 1822 and encodes 600 amino acids.